GCGUUAGAAAUGUGGCACACUUCCGUCUUGCCGUUUGGUUUGUUUACUACCAAGUCGGCCCUAACGAAGUUCUUAAAAAAAUUAGGGGUUUCUUGGAACCAGCCGACGAUGCAGUAUUUAGACAGCCGUAUUUAUUGAUUAAAAUUGAAAUGUGACGUUCCCUGUUUGAGAUGAUCAGUCUCCCGAAGUACCUUGCCGGGCAGAGUGCUGGACUUGUGAGUCCUUUGCUGUUCCAGCACAAAAUCUUCUCAUACUACACAGAGAGGGUAGAGUUGAGUCGACUGAAGGAUGUACAACCUGUUCACAGCAGUGCGGUCAAUGAUCUGGAUAUUGACGUGACAGAGCACAGAUAUUUGUUGUCAGGAAGUGCUGAUGGCUCCAUCGCCAUUCAUGACCUUGAAAAAGUGACAGACGAGCCGCAUGUGAAUGGUGUGCUGGAUGCGAAGACAUACAAACUGGUAUGCUCUGUAUCCUCUGGCAACCGCAGUGCUCAUCGCGCCAGCAUCGAGACUGUCCAGUGGUUCCCGCUUGACACUGGAAUCUUCACCUCCAGUGGAACGGACAGAACUCUCAAAGUCUGGGAUGCUAAUAGAUUGAAGCCUGCAGAAGAGUACUCUUUCAACGGGGUGGUCCAUUGUCACCAGAUGUCACAGAUAGCCUCUAAGCACAACCUGGUUGCCGUGGGGACGGACAGUUCAGUGGUCAAGCUUGUUGACCCUCGGGCAGGUUCGGCCACUCACUCACUGCGUGGACACAAGGAAGGUGCUGUACGGGCAGUGUGCUGGUCCAACCGCGAUGAGUUUCAGCUGGCCACUGGCGGGAUUGAUAACUUUGCCAUUCUGUGGGAUGUUCGCACUGCCAAAGGAUUUCUUAUGAAGUUGCAGAACCACGGUAAAAAGCGUUCGGGAUACUCAAGAGAUACCACACAUGAUGGCUCUGUAAACGGCUUACAUUACAUAGCAAACGGCCACACGCUAGCAACAGUUGGCACGGACCAGAAACUUUUUGUGUGGGACACAUACACAGGCAAAAAGCUUCCGGCUAGGUACCCUCCGAUUAGCCACAUCAAAAAGCGAUCGGUGAAGUUUUGUGUGACAAGCGCAGGCUCAGAAAAUUUUGCAUUUGUGCCAACAGGCUCCAGUAUUACGACGUUUAACAUAGACACCGUCGGGAAAGCCAGACAUUUGUAUGGCCACUACAACAGUGUGAACUGCUGUGUGUAUCAUGAGCAGGGAUGCCAGCUCCUCAGUGGUGGGAAUGACCAUAAGAUUCUGGCCUGGACCAUCAGGGGAGACAGAGACUACGGGGAACAUGUGAGCGAACAGCGACAUUUGGUGCAGAAGUCACUUCGGACCAGUCAUUCGGUCAACGAAGAAGUGCAAGAAACUCCAGUCUCUGAGGCUGUUCUUCAAACACUGGAUACAUGGAGUGAUGAUGAGGAGGAAGAGGAAGAAGAGGGAAAUAACAGUUCUGGGAGAUGACACAGGGAUAACCAUUUUGAAGGGGGGGGGGAGUGCCAGAGAGAGAGAGAGAGAGUGCCAGAAAGAGAAAGAGCAAGCGAGAGAGAGAGAGAGAGAGAGACAUGACCUAUAUUAUAUCUGCUGGUUCAUUUUCUUUUGUGUGAACAUGCCAUACUGAGGUUCCUGUGUCUCAGCAGUUGUGCAUAGACCACAACAGUGUGGAUGUAAUCCGUCCUGCAGGUCAGUGAUUGAACAGUCUAAUUUUUGUUAAACAUGUGUUUCUUCCUUGUUUGUUUUUUUAUGUUUGUCUUUUGAAACUUUGCAGAUGAAGUUGCACCAGGUCCUGUAGAGCUCUGAUUAAGUGGAAUCUCUCAAUGAGUAAGAAUAAUGUCAAUAGAUAACUUGAUCUGCAGUCAUUUUGCUAAUUCCUUGACCCGGCAACAUUUUCAUUUGAUCAGUUUGCUCUUUUAAUCUCCUCUGUGAGACAAGAGAGAGGAAAGGUUUUGAUUUCACUUACAUGUACACUAAAAAGGUUUUUAUACUCUUUAUCAUCACUAUAAAGUCUAUGAUAAAGUUUGUGAGGCAAGGAGCCUCGCUGUGGCACACAGAAGACUUGAGCUUGAUUCCCAAAUGGGGAGAAUUUUGAUCAGGUACCUCAAUCUUUUUGCGUAGGUAGUUAUCCUUCUCAGACCAGUUUAGUCCUGACAGGUAUGGUUGAAGCUCACCUUCUAAAUACCCCAAAAUUGUGUCAGUGGGGUCGUAGAAACAUGCACAUUUAAAAAAUAAAAAAUUUACUUUGAAU
Aplysia californica (California sea hare) is the source of this 2262-nucleotide messenger RNA. Its product is annotated as DNA excision repair protein ERCC-8. Bases 171 to 1481 code for a protein of 436 amino acids. The record is from RefSeq and is a predicted model, not a curated record. Gene Ontology annotation, biological process: proteasome-mediated ubiquitin-dependent protein catabolic process; transcription-coupled nucleotide-excision repair; protein polyubiquitination. Gene Ontology annotation, cellular component: nucleotide-excision repair complex; Cul4A-RING E3 ubiquitin ligase complex. The transcript is spliced from 6 exons. Gene Ontology annotation, molecular function: protein binding. Lineage: Eukaryota; Metazoa; Mollusca; Gastropoda; Aplysiida; Aplysiidae.